CCAAGGCCCCAGCGACCCCCCUCCUUCUCAGCCCUUCACCCUUCCCUCUCAUCAUCAUCAUUGACCGUGCUGUGGCUGCUCGUAUUUGGUCAGUGGUAUCUGAUCAUCAGAAUAAUAAUAAUUAUUCUUAUUUGGUUUCCCUUAAUGUUAAAGCAAGCAUUUGUUUUCCUGCCUGAAGCCCACUCCUGCAGUUUGCCAUGGCCUCUAUGGCUGAGCCAGUGGUGUUUAAGGAGUUUUAUCCUCUGUAUUAUCUCCUGAAUGCCAUCCCGACUAAGAUCCAGAAGGGAUUCCGCUCUAUCCUGGUUUACCUCACAGCCCUAGAUACCAAUGAGGACUACAUUGCUGUGGGCAGUAGCAUUGGGAUGCUGUACUUGUACUGCCGGCAGUUAAACCAGAUGAAAAAAUACAACUUUGAGGGGAAAACUGAAUCCAUUACGGUUGUGAAACUCUUAAGCUGCUUUGAUGACCUCGUUGCUGUUGGUACAGCAUCAGGGAGAGUUGCAGUUUUUCAGCUGGUGUCCUCAUUGCCUGGAAGAAACAAGCAGUUUCGGAGGUUCGACGUGGUCGGAAUUCACAAAAAUAGCAUUACCGCUUUGGCUUGGAGUCCCAAUGGAAUGAAAUUGUUCUCUGGAGAUGACAAAGGGAAAAUUGUCUACUCCUCUCUUGAUCUGGACCAGGGUGUUUGCAAUUCCAACUUGGUGUUAGAAGAACCGUCUUCAAUAGUACAGCUGGACUACAGCCAGAAGGUGCUGCUUGUCUCGACCCUCCAGAGAAGUCUGCUUUUUUACACGGAAGAAAAAUCCGUCAAGCAAGUUGGGACCCAAUCUAGAAAGAACAGUGGGAAGUUUGGAGCUUGCUUUAUCCCAGGGCUGUGUAAGCAAAGCGACCUCACAUUAUAUGCCUCGAGACCUGGGCUACGGUUGUGGAAAUCUGAUGCCCACGGAAUUGUGCAGGCCACGUUUAUAUUAAAGGACGUAUUUGCCGAAGGAGUGAAACCAUUUGAACUGUAUCCUCGGCUGGAGAGCAGUGACAACAGAAGUUGCGGCGUUCAAGAGAAGCACCUGGGCCUUGUUUCAUGCUUCUUUCAAGAAGGCUGGGUGUUGAGCUGGAAUGAAUACAGUAUCUAUUUAUUAGAUACUAUAAAUCAGGCAACAAUUGCAGGUUUGGAAGGAUCAGGUGAUAUUGUGUCCGUAUCCUGUACUGAAAAUGAAAUCUUUCUCUUAAAAGGGGAUAGGGACAUCAUAAGAAUUUCAAGUAGACCCGAAGGACUAGUGAGAGAUGGUCUUGAAGUAAUGGCAUGCUCAGAAAAACUCCACAUUCAAAGUCUCGAUAAGCUAGGAACCUUAAGCGGAGAAACAAGGCCCAGGGGCUCGUCUAUAGUGAGUGAAUCAAGAAGCAGGAGCAGUUCGGUAAAUUCGGUGGACAGUGGCUCCAGUUUCAUGACAACCGGAGAUCAAGCAUCCUCUGAAGCCUCGAAAGAAAAUCUGCCUUCCUCCCAGAGAUUCAGUAUAAUUAGCUCGGAAGACUUCGACCAAGAGCUUAUCGUGAAGCCUAUCAAGGUGAAAAAGAAGAGAAAGAAAAGACAAGAAAGCGGUACCAGGAAGCCCCAUUUCAGCUCCCUUGAAGGCACACCUUGUUAUGAGCAUCAGUAUUCGGGGGAUAGUCCAAACUCUUCGACCACAGACCUGUUUUCUGUAGCUUCAAGUUUCCCAGGCAGCAGUACAGAUCAGUUGAGUACCACUUCUCUUGAUCGGGACAGCACCUUUGAAGGAGAAUCCCUCAAUGCCACACAGGGCAAUAAUGGCUCAGAAACUUUUAGUGUGCUGGGUACUCCUGAGUCUGCUCUCGAUUUGGCGGUGGAAGAAAGAGAAAGUAUAAACAAAAUACCACAGCGUACCCAUGAAAGCGAAGUGGAAACAGAUAGUUUGGUAUCCGAUUUGCGCCUGGCCCUUACAGAAGAUUUAGGAGAAAAUGAAGAAAUAGAAUGUAAACAAAGACCGUCUACUGCAGAUGACAGACAGUCACUCUUCUCCGAUCAGAAUGACUUUGCCGAACAACAAAGAGCAAACGAAACUUUGGAUGAAACGAAACUUUUCCAUGCCAAAAGGACUUUUUCAGUAAUGAACCUCCUUGAUAUCCAGGCAGUGCCUUCAAGUUGUAGGACCGUGCUUCAAAUGGAAAAAUCCCUUGCCAAGAGGGGAAGUGUUGGAAGUGAUGUGGAGAAGUCAGAAGAGCCAGAGUGUGUUCUCGUACCCAUGGCCCCAGGAAACCUCAACUCCAGCUCCCAGCCUGAGCUCACUGAAAAAAACGCUUGUUGGAAAGAGCAUACAAUUUGUGAAAUUCACUCGGUCAGCGUUGGAAUCAAAUCUAAUAGCCAGAUUCCUGCCCUGGCAAAUAAUGCGGGAGAUUCUAGACUGGAGCAGGUUUUCACAUCCAGUGAUGAAGAGGACAUCUAUGGUCGUGGAUUGCCCUAUUCAUCUUCUGAGACUAGCGUAGCAGAAAUUGGUAGCAGUCUCUCUCUCCAAGAUAUGACAAGAACGGGCCUCGAGGAAGCUGGAUUGAUGAAAUCAGAUCAGUUUGCAGAGAGCUGGAUGGGGUACUCUGGCCCCGGAUAUGGAAUCCUCAGCCUGGUCGUCUCCGAGAAGUAUAUUUGGUGUCUGGAUUACAGAGGCGGCCUGUAUUGUAGCGGUUUACCUAGCGCCGGACUUCGGUGGCAGAAGUUUGAAGAUGCGGUCCAGCAGGUGGCAGUAUCACCUUCAGGGGCCCUUCUGUGGAAGAUCGAACAGAAAUCCAACAAGGCGUUUGCCUGCGGGAAAGUGACCAUCAAAGGGAAGCGACACUGGUACGAAGCUCUGCCCCAAACUGUAUUUGUAGCUUUAAGCGAUGACACCGCCUGGAUCAUCAGGACAAAUGGCGACCUGUAUUUGCAAACAGGUCUAAGCGUGGAUCGCCCCUGUGCCAGAGCUGUGAAAGUCGACUGUCCCUAUCCGCUCUCCCAGAUCACAGCUAGAAACAAUGUGGUGUGGGCACUGAGCGAGCAGCGGGCACUGUUGUAUCGCGAGGGAGUGAGUAGCUUCUGCCCUGAGGGGGAGCAGUGGAAAUGUGACAUUGUGAGUGAAAGGCAAGCUUUAGAACCAGUGUGCAUAACUCUGGGUGACCAACAGACCAUAUGGGCUCUGGACGUCCACGGCAACCUGUGGUUCCGGACUGGUGUUGUUCCAAAGAAACCGCAAGGAGAUGAUGACCAUUGGUGGCAAGUGAGCAUUACCGAUUACGUGGUGUUCGACCAGUGCAGCCUGUUCCAGACGAUCAUCCACGCAACCCACACGGUAGCGACAGCAGCCCAGGCUCCAGUGGAGAAGGUGGCAGACAAACUCCGAAUGGCCUUUUGGUCCCAGCAGCUUCAGUGUCAACCAAGCCUCCUGGGUGUCAACAACAGUGGGGUUUGGAUCUCAUCCGGCAAGAACGAGUUCCAUGUUUCUAAAGGAAGCCUAAUAGGAACCUACUGGAAUAACGUUGUUCCCCGUGGUACCGCUUCUGCCACAAAAUGGGCUUUCGUCUUGGCUUCAGCUGCGCCUACUAAAGAAGGAAGCUUUUUGUGGCUGUGCCAGAGCAGCAAGGAUCUCUUCUGCAUAAGUGACCAGAAUCCACAAUUCCGGCCAUCGACUGUGCAACUCCCGCCCGAUGCUGAAAUGGUGACUUAUUCAGCCUGCCAAGACGCGAUCUGGGGCUUAGAUAGCCUGGGGCAGGUUUUCAUCAGGACCCUCUCGAAAAGCUGCCCAACGGGGAUGCACUGGACGAGACUGGAUCUCUCUCAGCUAGGAGCCAUAAAAUUGACGAGUUUGGCCUGUGGGAACCAGCACAUCUGGGCCUGUGAUUCCAGCGGUGGCGUCUACUUCCGGGUGGGCACCCAACCCCUCAACCCGAGCUUGAUGCUCCCUGCGUGGAUAACGAUAGAGUCUCCAGUCCAGCCUGUGGGAGUCAACCUCGUUAGCAUCCAUUCCAGCCCCAACGACCAGAUGCUGUGGGCUAUCGACAGCAAAUGGAAUGUGCAUGUGCGAGUCGGAAUCACCGAAGAGAUGCCCGUGGGCACCGACUGGGAACAUGUACCCGGUUUACAGGCCUGUCACUUGGCUCUGAGCUCAAGAACCGUCUGGGCCCGAUGUGCCAAUGGAGACGUAGCUCGCCGCUACGGCAUCACUGACAAGAACCCGGCCGGAGACUACUGGAAGAAAAUUCCUGGGAACAUGUCCUGUUUAACAGUGUCCCCGUUCGAUGAGCUGUGGGCCGUGGGCCCUUUAGGUUACCUCCUUCAGCGGCUGACAAAGACCUUCAGCCAUUCACCUGGCUUUCAGAAAAGCAGCGACGCUUCCGUCUUGCUUCACCUAGAAGACUUUGAAGACGAAUGGGAAGUCAUCUGAAGGGUCGCCGGUCCAAGCCCCAGCGGCCAGAGCCACCGAGGAUUCCCGGACGGGAAGUGAUGGAUUUAAAAGCCGCUUGUCUCCCGCCACGCCCCGUUAGCUCCUCUACACUAAAAUCCGAUCCACCCAGCCCUCCUGAAACGCACACACCCACAUGUUUGUUUCAGCAUCUCUUGAAAACUAGUAGCUGUGGCGGACUGGAAUUAAACAGUCUCAGUUAUGGCAGCUCCUUUGGAACUAUUAACUUACUUUUCACCUUACUGGUAAUGGCAGCUGCUGUUACUGCAUGCACACUAAUAGUUGGGGGGGGAGGUUCAUUUACACGGAGGCGGGGGCCACUCUAACAUACAAGGUUUCUCAACCUCAGACAAGUUUACUAUUCCCUCAGCUUCUCCCCGGUUGUCACCCCAAGUCCAGUGAAAUAUACUCUACGCGCAUAGGAGAGACACUUGAGAUCUUCAGCAGGGUAAAAAGAUACGGCCAUCUAAAAGGCGGCCUGUUUGACCGGUUUGACCAGUGUCGCCUUGUCGCGUGAACCGCCCCCUCUCCUGAACCCGCUGGGCGUCGGGCAGCUUGCACCCAUAGUGACUGGCUUCAAGAACGAUCAGUAAGAACAAGUGUCCUACCAUUUCACAACUGAGCUUCAAUCCUUCUCCCAAAGCCUCCUCUGUGUCCUGUGUCUGGAAGAACGCAAUUCCAUUUUUAUUUAAAAAGAGGGUAAUAGAACGAAGGUAUCUCUGACCUUGUCUGCAUUUUCCGUUUGGGAUGUCUCAUGCACGGAGCCCGUGAAGUUUUAGGGAGGAAUUUAAUGGUGACGGGAGUUUAGCGUGUCUCUUUAGUCCUAUUUAACAGAGGUUGCAAACAAGCAUAAUAAAACAAGGCAACAUCCUGGGUGAUUAUUGUCAUUUUACUUUUGUUUGAAACCUCUAAUAUACCUCAUUUUCACCUCUCCUCAACACACCCUGCAAAUGUAGGGUAGAAGUUUGUUUUCAGCAACUAAUGGAAAGACUUGUGUUUUUUUUCCCUUUCAGUUUAUCCUGGACUCUUGAUCUGUAGUCAUAACUUCAAACGAGCCGAUCUCGGGCCAGGGAGGGAAGGGCGCGGCAGAAAAGUAGGGGCUGGGGAAAAGGGAAUGAGAAGCCUCAAUGUCAGGUGGUCCGUACCCCAAAAGAGAAGGUCUCUUCCCCCCAACCCCGGUCUCUGGACCCUGGGACAAGAAGCCUCUGGUGGGCUGCACUCCAUUUGCAGCAGGCGUUGGGCCAUAAAGAAUCUUCGCUGAGGCGAGAUAUAAACCACCUGUCGCUGAGGGAAGGAGCCGUUGGCGGGUUUCCCCACUACGGCCCUCGGGUCUCACGCCUUCCCCUUCCUCAGUCUUAAAUGGAGGUUGCCACCGAGCUGCCCGUUUUAGGCUUCCCUUUGGCACAGGGCCCAGGCCGCCGGGCCUGUUUAUGCUCGCACAACAGGGUGCUGUGGAAACCCUGUCUAUGGAAACACAGCCUGGAAACAGCCCGUUUCCAAACCGAGCUGGCUAGGAGGAGCCGAGAGCUUACCUUGCUGAUCCAGGAGAGGGGCCGAAUCCCCAAAUAUUCUUUGACUUGACAUUUUUAUAGGAUUCUUUUUAAUUAAAGCACGGGUUGGCAGAAACCCGGCUUGGAUCAUCCUUUCCGUGCUGUAUAUCCUGUGCCUUGCUUGGUUCAUUCGUUGGUGUUGAAGGCCUUUUAAAUCAGUGGGACUUUUUAGUGCAAUUGUACUUGAGCCUGGUUAACAGUAGUCUGAAAGACUUUUAGCUUCUUUGCUCUGUAAAAAAAUUUUUUUUUUUUUUUUGCUGCGCUUUGAGACAGUGCAAUAAACUAGACUUUUUUCCAAAACA
Ornithorhynchus anatinus (platypus) is the source of this 6291-nucleotide messenger RNA. RefSeq names its product tectonin beta-propeller repeat containing 2 (gene TECPR2). The coding region runs from base 198 to 4421 and encodes 1407 amino acids. The record is from RefSeq and is a predicted model, not a curated record. The transcript has 20 exons. Gene Ontology annotation, molecular function: protein binding. NCBI's taxonomy places the organism in Eukaryota, Metazoa, Chordata, Mammalia, Monotremata, Ornithorhynchidae.